CAGACCGAGUGAAAGAGAAAGAGGCGAAAAGAGAAGGGAGGGAAUCAAUUCCUGGGGCUAUCCCAUACGGCAAAUCGACAGUGAUAGUGGCAGGAAACAAAGUACAUCAAAUGAAACAAAGGGCUGGUGGUCAGCCUCAUGAAAUCAUUGAAAAGAACUCCACGGAGGUUGGACUUAAAAUGAAACAACUACAGUAUUACUGAGCGAAUUGGUUUUUUAGAAACUCUGUUGCGGUACGUGAACGGAGUCAAUUAGAAAUAAUAAAAAUCUUCAUUUUGUCUCUCCUUUGAUACUGAUUCGUUUUUUAAGUACUAUAUCCAUUGCCGGGUGUAUCGAGGGAGGAAGAACUUCUAAGAAAAGGCAACAACUUCGGAUUUUUCACACUGAUGUUUUAAAUACCGAGGCAACAAAGCGACGAUAUUAUACGAGUUGCCUACUUUUGGAAUCGGGAAGUGUGCGAGAUGACUGAUUCGGUGAGUGAUGACUUGUCUUUUGUGACCUUUGAUCCAAUGCUCUGACUGGUGUAGUGAAAGGGUGGAAGAGAGGGACCAAACUGAAUUGAACAGCUGAAACUGAAUCUAUCAAACAAAAUGUCCCUCCCAGAGCCAGCCCCUCACUCUCAUACACCACUGUCCUCCAAACCUGUCCCCAAAUCCAAGCCCCCUGUGCCAAGCAAGCCCUCACAUAAUGGUUCAGAUUGUCCAGCAGUGCCAAAGAAGUGCAAUGAAACGAAAAACGUGGGGAAGGUGAAGAAGAUUGUGAGUAAGUUCACUGAACAGGAAAUCAUGGAUGGAGGAGGGCGCACAGGGGAGAUGUCGAAGGGAAGGCCCAAAAGGGCCCCCACCAUUAAACCCAAACCCCGACGAAUACUCCAGACGGGAGUGCAGGCCCCACCACUACCAUUGAAGAUGAGUCGCAGGGUAAAGAUGGUGAAAAAGGAAGCCAAUGAGGAGGUGCCAGGACAAGGAGAGAACGUGACCAUCUCUGUCAGAGAGGAAGGAGGGCGAUCAGCACCUGAUGGCAAGGAGGUACAGAGGGAAGUGCAGAUGGAUGGUGGAGUGGGGGCAGAGGUAGAACAGGACUUGGAAAUGACUUAUAACCCCCAUUGUGAGAAGGACUGCAGUUGCCCAUGCCACCUUGAGCGGCCAGGAAUGAGGCUGGUGUGGGUUCCUGUGGAGGCCGAGGAUGAUGAAGUGGAUGGAACCAGGGAUGAGGAGGAUAAAGCCGCAAAACCAAGUGAAGGCGAGGGAGGGAGUGGUACAGAGGAGGAGAUGGAAGAGGAGGAGGAGGAGGAGGAGGAAGAAGAGGUGGAAGAAGAAGAGAAAGAAGAAAGUGGGUCUUCAGGAGUGGAGGAGGAGGGGGCCCAGCUGGGCAGGGCAGAGAGGGCAAAGUUUCAGGAAGUUUUAGACAUCAUGAUGAGCGAGCAAACAAGGAGGAGGUCAAUGGAAACUGAUGUGCCCCAGGUUGUGUUGACCUCCUACAUUCCCCACAUCUCCCACACUCUACCUCCUAGUCUUCGUAAUGCAACUGUGGAAGAGGAAGAGGACUCGGUAUAUGAUACCACACUGGAGGAAAUUAUGUUGCCCUUGGUAAAACCAAAUCUAGCAUCAGAAAUGAAACCCAUAAACCCAGCUAAAUACACCACCAAACCCCGUCGCCGGGGCAGACUGUCCUGUCCUACAGAUAUUCAUGCUGAAUACAAUACAGAGCUGGAGCCGCCUCUGUCUCAGGGAACAGAGGACGUGCCCCCAGCCAUUCCUGCACGGGUCCCCAUUCCCAUGAGCCUUCAUCCUGCCAGUGUUCCUCGGAGCAGCACUCUGUCCCAGCUCUCCCGUGAGGAACGGAAUGCCUUUCACCGCUCGCCUCUUCUGCAACCUGCUGCUGACCACUGUCUGCCGUCCAGCCCACGCCUGCCUCACCGGCUUCCCCCACGGUCCACAAGUCCCCUCGUUCCCUGCCGGCCCCCUCCACAGCCCCCAAAAUCUGGCCCAGAAGGCAGACGCCUAAGCACCCUGUCUAUUCCAUCCACUCAACAACCUAGCGAUAUAGAGGAGGAUGGUGAGAGUGACAGAGAGAGAGAAGACACAUUGGGAGAGGAGCUGGGUCCUAAAAAUCUAUCAAGGGGAGUGUCUGUGGACCUGAAAACUCAACUCCAAGAUGAGCCCUUUUACCAGACGUAUCGCGACACGGUCAUCCACAAGGAGAUCAAACGGCAGACAGUUUGCCGAAACAUUAGUAAGACCAGCGUGGACUAUCAAAUGGACUGGGGCGUUCGGAGGGGGACUGAUCCGGAGGGAAGAGGCCGGGCCAGGGGGGGCUCCACACAGAGCACGCUGUGGCAGGACAUUCCCUCAGUGAGGGACAGUGGCAUCCUGCAGGCACUCAGCCCUGUGCAGCGGCAGCACCAGGAGAGUAUGUUUGAAGUGCUGACCUCAGAGGCCUCAUACCUGCGCUCCCUCCGGGUGCUUACGGAUCACUUUAUGGAGUCUCGUGAUCUGCAGGACACGCUCAUCGUCCGGGAGAAGAAGACCCUCUUCUCCAACAUCGUGCGCGUGCGUGAGGUCAGCGAGAGGUUUCUGACGGACCUGGAGGAACAGAUAGAAAAAAGCAUACUGAUCUCAGAUAUCUGUGACAUCAUCUACUACCAUGCCCAGCAUAACUUCCCUGCCUACGUUGACUACGUUCGUAACCAGAUAUACCAGGAUCAGACCUACUCCGACCUUAUGCAGAAGAAUGCACAGUUUGCGACUGUGAUUUCCCGCCUGCAAGAGUCACCACAGUGUCAACGGCUACCUUUCACGUCUUUCCUGUUGCUGCCCUUCCAGCGUAUCACCCGCAUCAAGAUGCUUAUUGAGAAUAUCCUUAAACGGACACAAGAAGGGACAAAGGAGGAGGAGACUGCCUCCAAAGCCCUGGCCGCUGUUUCUAAGAUCAUUGAGGAGUGCAAUACAGAGGUGGGGAAGAUGAAGCAUACGGAAGAGCUGAUCCAUAUUGCCAAGACCCUGGAGUUUGACAAGUUAAAGGCCAUUCCCAUUAUUUCCCAGAACCGUUUUGUGGCAAAACAAGGGGAGCUUCAGGAGAUGGCCAAAGGAGUCUCUCUAUUCAAUAUCCGUUCCAAAUUCACCCCAGUUUUCCUUAUCCUCUUCAAUGACCUCCUCAUCCUUACCAGCAAGAAGAGCUCAGAACGGUAUGUGGUGAUUGACCAUGCCCACCGGUCGCUGGUCCAGGUGAAGGUCUUUGAUGAGGCUUCUCCCGGUCCAGGCUUCGAUAACUGUUUCUGUUUGAUCCUGCUGGAGAACCACCAGGGUCGCAUCAGCGAGCGUCUUUUGAAAGCCCCAACCGAGUCAGACAUGCAUAGGUGGAUGGCAGCUUUCCCUGACCCUGAUGACCCAAAAAGAGAUGUAGAGGAGGUUGUGUAUGAGGACUGGGACUGCCCACAGGUACAAUGUGUAGAGCCAUACAUUGCCCAGCAGGCAGAUGAGCUCACACUGGAACCUGCAGAAAUCGUUAAUGUUAUUCGCAAGGGUAAUGAGGGUUGGUAUGAGGGCAUCAGGCUGUCUGAUGGGCAAAAGGGCUGGUUCCCUGUGGGCAACGUUCUAGAGAUUACCAACGAGCACGUUCGAAGGCGCAACCUUCGCGAAAGGUACAGAGUCAUCCAGGCAGCGAGCGCCCUCUCCCUUGGAUCUAAGUUUAGGUCUGGACCUUAGCAGAACUGUUACCAGAAACAUGAUAACCUUGGGAUGCCAUCCCAAGCUGAAAACAUCCUCAGCCCAGGAGAGAAAGAUGCAGCCUGCUUGAAGACACUUGGACCGAUUGGAUGUGGCAAAUGUGCACUCAGGGACUGGAAAAGGGAAGUUAUUUGAUGGACACUACUUCCUGAAUGCUGUAUGAAAAGAAUGUUGGGUGGGUUGAUUCAUUGAUUCAUUCAUUACACUGAACACUAAUGCCAGAACACUUGUUUUGUUCCUAAAUUGUAAAUUGUGUAUGUAUUUUACACCAUACCCUUGCCUGUCUUGGGGAACCAACACUACUGGUGCUUCUGCAGGAAUGUCCUACUGUAAAUGAAACAAAUUUUUCACAUUUUUAUGGGACAUGAACAGCUGCCCAUGUGUCAAUUGGAGUAUAAUUGCACACACUGCACCCACGCCAUACAUUCAUUCCUGUACAUCCAUACUAACCAGAUGAACUUGAAAACAUCUUGAAACAGAAAAUUACAUCAUAACUGAAGUAGGAAAAUGAACUUUGAGGAGUUACAACACUGAUACUGCUUAGUAAAUGAAUACCUAUGGUUUACUACACUUUUCUGAACUUUGAUAGCACCUGGGGUUGAAUUUUAUAGAAGGGCCUGAGUUGCAGAAAACACUUUUGACAAAACAAAACAUUAUCUGGAAUGAUCUAGGUUUUGCUGCAUGUAACAAUAGACCUGACCCAACUAGUUCACCAUCUACUCCCAUAAAGUGUUAUAUAAAUUAUUUUAUAAUAUUAUGUCCAUAUUUUAUGUGAAAAUAUGUAUUAAAAAAACAGAAGCUCUUGCUUGGUCAUACUGUACAUGUUGCUCUUCCUUUUUUGUUUGUCCCUAGAUGAACAGUGACUUUAAUGCAGAAUAGGAUGUUGGAGUUGACUAACUGGUACACUAGGCAAUUCAAUUCCUAUGCAUUUUUACUUACAGUAAAGGAAACAAACACAAACACUUUUGUAAAAUAAAGCAGGAAUAAAUCAUUCGUAUCUCAAUAAUAUAUUUCAUGGGGAAAUUCCCCUUUUUAUUAUCAAAAGAACUGACCACUUUACCAUUGCUGAAUGUACUGUAUUUGUAUAUAGAUAAUUUAGUUUUAAAACCAGUCCUGGACAACCAGUCCGUUUCAGUCGUAUAGGGCUAUAUGGUGAUACAGCACUCCCUGAUGUUGAUAUUCUGUGUGGAUGGAUGUGUACCCACCCAUGAACAUUUGGGUAUGUGAAUGGUUUUCCUUUCAUUGAGAUUAAUUGUGUACUUAUUAAUAAACAAUUUCAUAGCAUUUUCA
Molecule: messenger RNA, 5018 nt
Organism: Anguilla rostrata (American eel)
Lineage: Eukaryota; Metazoa; Chordata; Actinopteri; Anguilliformes; Anguillidae
Gene: arhgef15b
Product: Rho guanine nucleotide exchange factor 15b
Exons: 16
Coding region: 591-3707 (1038 amino acids)
Biological process (GO): activation of GTPase activity
Molecular function (GO): guanyl-nucleotide exchange factor activity; protein binding
Source: RefSeq, a predicted model, not a curated record